Ostrinia nubilalis (European corn borer) is the source of this 4242-nucleotide messenger RNA. It is a transcript of the gene Ocrl, whose product is annotated as type II inositol 1,4,5-trisphosphate 5-phosphatase. Bases 58 to 2622 code for a protein of 854 amino acids. Gene Ontology annotation, biological process: phosphatidylinositol dephosphorylation; signal transduction. Gene Ontology annotation, molecular function: inositol phosphate phosphatase activity; phosphatidylinositol-4,5-bisphosphate 5-phosphatase activity. The record is from RefSeq and is a predicted model, not a curated record. Gene Ontology annotation, cellular component: membrane. Lineage: Eukaryota; Metazoa; Arthropoda; Insecta; Lepidoptera; Crambidae. The transcript has a single exon.
UGUGGACGAUGUGUUGUAAUUUAAUUUUUUGUUCGUGCUAAAAUGAGCUAAAAUAAAAUGAACAACGACGAAAUUAAGUCAGUAGUGCAGGAGAAGUUCCUAUCUAGUGAACGCGUCACAGCCUUUCUCUGUGAUGCCAAAGUGCUUCAUCCAGAAUGGGUAAAGACGGACCGACUUCUCGCCAUCGUCGAAUAUGGAGAUGAAAAAGCAGUGUUCUGUUUACACACUUCUUGUUACCCUCCAAAGUCCUUCACGGAUUUAUCUAUAGAGAUAGUAUUACCAAUCGACAAUAGCUUUAAAUGUGAAAUCGACAACAAGCCAUCGGACCCAGAAGCUAUACUGUACCUGAAUCUGCAAUCGAGCAGCAAUAAAUUUAGAUUUGAAAUUCAAAUGACCACUCGAGUCGAUAGCUUCGUGGACGACCUGUUCCGGGGCAUCGAAGCUGUCAGUAAAGUGCCAACACAGCCGGAGUUCCUCUGGCUCAAGAAGUACAAUGGGAAGAGUGAAGAUGACAUAAUAAAACAAACGAUGGUGUUGCCGCGCACGGGCGUCGCCCACACGCAGGGUUCCGCGCCAGUCGCGAUAAGAGAGAGCCUCAUUAAGCGGAAAAUGAGUGAUAAAGAAUUAGAUUACACAUUCACUAAGAAGUUUUCAAUAUUUUGUGGCACCUGGAAUGUGAAUGAUAAACCACCUGUUAUCUCGUUGAAGGGAUGGUUGAGUGUGGACAAGGAGCCUCCUGACAUAUAUGCUGUUGGGUUCCAAGAGCUGGAUCUGUCUAAGGAGACAUUCUUAUUUGACCAAACAUUGAGGGAAGAUGAAUGGUAUAAUGCAGUGAUCAGUAAUGUAGAUCCAAGAGCAAAAUAUGUAAAAGUGGAAAGGGUGAGAUUGGUUGGAAUGAUGUUGAUUGUGUUAAUCAAGCAGAAACAUCUAUCACAUGUACGUAAUGUUAUCUGUGACACUGUUGGUACUGGUAUCAUGGGUAAAAUGGGGAACAAAGGAGGAGUAGCCAUAAGAUUUGACCUGCAUAGCACUUCUAUGUGUUUUGUUAACUCUCAUCUUGCUGCCCAUGUGGAGGAGUAUGAACGCAGAAACCAGGACUUCAGAGAUAUCUGUAGUCGUACCAGAUUCAUUCAGCCAAACCAGCAACCUAAGACUAUCAAGGACCAUGAUCAGAUUUAUUGGCUAGGAGACCUUAAUUAUAGGAUCACAGAGUUGGAUCCGACCAGUGUUAAGAAAAUGAUAAAUGAAAACAAUUUUGCACCGAUAUUAGAGUGGGACCAAUUGAGGCAACAGCAUAGAAAUAAUCACGUUUUUGCUGGAUACACAGAGGGCCAUAUCACAUUUAAACCAACAUACAAAUAUGAUCCGGGUACAGACAACUGGGAUUCCAGUGAAAAGAACAGAGCUCCAGCUUGGUGUGACAGAAUAUUUUGGAGAGGAGAGAAUGUGACACAGCUGGCAUACAGAAGUCACCCAGCACUGAAUAUCAGUGACCACAAACCUGUUUCAGCUAUUUUCACAUCAGCCAUAAAGAUAAUAGAUGAGGAAAAGUACAGGAAAGUGUAUGAGGAUGUUAUUAAACAACUUGAUAAGCUAGAAAAUGAACUCAUACCACAAGUCAAGGUCGACGUCACAGAAAUCGACUUUGGGACAGUUAGAUAUUUAGAACUGCAAGUACGGUCCAUCACAAUUAAAAAUACAGGAAAGUUGCCAGUUGAGUUUGAAUUCAUUAAGAAACUGGACGAAACUAGUUUUUGUAAAGAUUGGCUAAUAGUGGAGCCUUACAAGAAAUGUAUUUGUGCAGAUGAGUCAUGCGAAAUACAACUCAAAGUACUUAUAAACAAAACUUCUGCAUGCAAAAUGAAUGCAGGAACUGACAAAUUAUAUGACAUUUUAGUUUUGCACCUGUAUGGUGGAAAGGAUAUUUUUAUAACAGUUAAUGGUACAUACCAAAGAAGUUGUUUUGGGUGCUCUAUAGAGGUGCUAGUUAACUUGGGAAUGCCCAUCAGGGAGGUGCCUGUCGGCAAGCUGAUUGAGCUGGAGAACAAGAGAGACCAGUGUGUUUCCAAUCAAUCAACCUAUUCCAUACCAAAAGAGAUUUGGUUCUUGGUAGACCACAUCUAUUUGCAUGGCUUGAAGGAGCCAAACUUGUUUGAGCAGCCUGGACUGCACUCAGAAGUGCUGCAGAUUAGAGACUGGUUGGACAGUGGCUCUGUGGACCCCAUACCUGGUAGUAUUCACUCAGUAGCAGAGGCUCUUCUUCUGCUGCUGGAAAGUACUGCUGACCCCAUCAUACCUUACAACCUGCAGUCAGUGUGCCUCAGGGCAUCAGCCAACUAUUUACAGUGUAAGCAGAUUGUUAUGGAGCUGCCAGAGUUCAGGAAGAAUGUUUUCUUAUACCUUUGUGAAUUUUUGCAAGAAGCUCUGCAGCAUUGUGCUGAAAACGGGCUCGACGCCAAAACACUAUCGACACUCUUUGGAUCGAUUUUCCUCAGAGACAACCCAAGCCAAACUCAGGAGCCCCAGACUCGUAUAAACAAGCAAGUGAUAGACAAGAAAAAAGCCCAAUUUGUUUACCACUUUCUGGUCAAUGACCACAGUGACUUAAUAUUUUCAAGAUAAAAUAUUUCUUCAUUUUUAAUUUGUUAAUAAUACUCACAUUUUCCAUUAUUUAGUAUUAUAAUUUAUGUUAGUUUAACAUUAACCAUAUAAUUUAUUUAAUUAAGUUAUUUCCAAAAAAAUGUUGUCAUGGGUAGAAACUUAACUUUAUGGUAUUCAUUUAAUCAAUAACCUACAUCGAAAUAAUAAGUAAUAGUAAAUCUCACAAGUGAUAUUAAUAUAAAAUAGAGAUAACAAACAAUAUGUUAGUAUUUGUUAAUAAUAUAAACUUUAAGUCCAAAUAAUGUUAAUUCUUGCUAAAAGGCUUUGUUUGUCCUUCCUGUAUAAUGUAUUUGAAAAAAAAAAGUAUUGUAUAUUUCUACACAUAUUAAUGUUUAAUCAAGUAUACUAGCCAAAUUUUGUAUGUAGAAUCAUAAUUACUAAAACCUGUGUGCUAAUAGAAACUUGAAUUUGAAUUAUUUAAAAAUCAGAUGUAAUAUCAAUUUUUCUAUAGAACGUUUUUGCACUAGAAGAUAUUUCUAAUGAAUUUGAUAUGAUUUUUAAAUUAGUGGUAAUGAUAAUAAAAUAAUCAGAUUUAAGUAGCACAGUUAAAUAAGAAAAUAUAAUAAUAUUUACUUGUUGCAAUAAUUCUACUUUUUAGCAUUGUUGUUCAAGGUCAAAUGAAAUUGAAAUAUGCCACUAAUGAUUGUGCUGUAUGAAUUUGAUGAUGUUCUAACAGAGUCGCGUGUACGCAAUAGAGUGAGUUAGAGAACCAGUAGGCUCGUUUGUUGCACUGACUUAGAUGGUGGCGACCAAUGUGUAGUGCACUUAAAUAUAUGUAGUACUACAUUAUUAACUAGCUAAGGCCCGAUUCGACCAAACUUUUAUCCGAGAAUAACUCCUGGUAUAACUGGCACAUUGCAAGUUUCAGUAUGGGAAAUAUGUCAAAAAAUUUCAAAUAACUGACGAUUUAUUCUGAGAUUAAUAUUUAGGUACUCUUGUUUAGCCGAAUCCACCCUAAGUCUACUAGGCCUGGUUCAGAUCCAGCGAUAAACACCUGCGGUUUCUGGGCGGUUCUCUUACAUUAAUUUAUAUUACACUGUUACCGCGUCGGUGCACUGCCAAUGAGAACCACCCAAAAACCGCGCGGCUUUCGCGCGCGUGUCUAUCUCUAAACCAGGCAUUAUAGUCAUUGUAGCCUGUUGGGUCAAAUAAGCCUACUGUAUUUCGCUCCUCGUUGUGAUGUUAAUUAUAAGUUGAAUCAUAUUGAGACUAAUUAUACCUACUCUGCUGUAACCCAAAUACCUACUUGUGCAUUUACGUCACUCCAUGAAGAAUAUGCAAUUUGAAUUUCUUCAUCCAUUAUUUAUAUGAAUGUUUGUGGCUUGUUGUUCAUGAAUGAGAUGAUUUUAAUAUUUAAUAGUACUGAUUUAUUGCAGUGUGUUCACUCGAGUUAAAUAUUUAUUAGUUAAACACAGCCUACGCAUUAAAAUUUGUACCGUACCCUUCAUUCUUCUAUUAUUCAGAUGUAGGCUAAGAACCGUUAGCCGUGUGGAGAAUCGAAAUUGAAAUGAUUUAUUUAAAAUUAUUCUAGCUGUUGCCCGCAACUACCUACUAUGUUCAUUCGAUUUCUUACAUAGGACU